This is a messenger RNA of Salvia miltiorrhiza (redroot sage), 1036 nucleotides long. Its product is annotated as lectin ConGF-like. Gene Ontology annotation, molecular function: carbohydrate binding. NCBI's taxonomy places the organism in Eukaryota, Viridiplantae, Streptophyta, Magnoliopsida, Lamiales, Lamiaceae. The transcript is spliced from 2 exons. The coding region runs from base 51 to 893 and encodes 280 amino acids. The record is from RefSeq and is a predicted model, not a curated record.
AGCAAACAGUUAGUACUCACACUGAAAUAUAAUAUUAGUAUUUGAAAGCCAUGGCUGCUUCCUUCCCCCAAACCCUAAUUCCUCUUGUUUGUUCCAUCACCUUCCUCCUCGCCCUGGCAACCACGCCAGGCGAUGCGACCUCCCUCACUGGCCACACGUCCUCCUUCAACCAAAAGUCGCCGCCUUGGAACAGCGUAAUCCUGGAAGGCGACGCCCACUACCAAACUGACAGCAACGGGGAUGACUACAUCAGCCUGACGAAAACCGACGAGUCGGGCAAGGCGCUCCAGUACAGUGCCGGGCGAGUCUACAACGCGAAACCGCUCCAAUUCUGGGGAGAGGGGAUGCAGAUCGACUUUGAAGCAACCAUGAAAUUCAUCAUCUUCCCCAACAGCGAUGACACUGACCCGGCCGACGGAUUCUGCUUCUUCAUCGAGCCCCUGGAGGCCCCUAUGGGUGCCAACGGCAGCAGCUUCGGAGUGUUCGACUCGUCCGGCAAGAAGGCCUCAACUUUUGCCAUCGAAUUCGACCCCUACAUAAACACAAAUGAUCCGAACUACCGCCAUGUUGGGAUCGACAUUGAAUCUACUGAUUCAGUAGUAACCAUGAAGCUCGGCGACGACGCCGACGAGCUUAUCGGGAUAUUGGUGACCGCCCAAAUCAGCUACAAGGCAGCUACGACAAUGAUAAACGUUAAGGUCACCAUCGGCCGCUCGAAGAAUUAUGAGAUGAGCUAUUUGAAAGACUUGAGUACCGUUCUUCCGCAGGUGGUUAAAUGCGGAUUUUCCGCCGCCACCGGCGGCCAAGUCGCGGUUCACGACCUCAUAUCCUGGGAAUUCACCACUACCCCCAACACCGUGAAGGGCAGCCGCGGCAUUCGUCAAGUUGUGUGAUUAUAUAAUGUAUGCCGUGAAUAAGGACUAGCGAUCGAGGGAGAGUAUCCUCUCGUUAAGUCUAGAAAUUAAAUAGAGCUUUAUGCUCAAUCCCUUGGUUAUGUUUUCAUGUAUAUCACCUCAUUAAAAAAAAGUUAUGAUUA